CAACGCCCCGCCCCCCGGUCGCACCGCCGCCGCUCUGCCCGCAGAUGGCACCAGACCUCGGCUGCUGCCGCGGACCUCGCUCACGCAUCCUCCCGCACACGCCCGCAGCCGCUGACGGAGCCUGGCGGCUGCUGCCGGCUCAACCACCGACCGCCUCUCCGACCGCAGCCGCACGAAGAAGAGGCGGCGGUGCGCGGAGCUCCGUCUCGCAGCAGCGCGCGGAGAUGUCGGGGGUGCUGGUCAUCGCUGCCUGGUGCUUCCUGCAAGUGGAGAGCCGGCAUCCUGAGAUCGUCACGGGCAGCAGCAAUCACGGCAAUUUCCUGGACAAUGACAAAUGGCUGAGCACCGUUUCGCAAUACGAUAAAGACAAGUACUGGAACAAAUUCCGGGAUGAAGUUGAGGAUGAUUAUGUCAGAAACUGGAAUCCAAACAAGCCUUUUGAUCAAGCUCUUGAUCCAUCCAAAGAUCCGUGUUUGAAGGUGAAGUGCAGCCCACAUAAAGUGUGUGUCACUCAUGACUAUGAAACUGCCACCUGUGUAAGCCGCAAGCAGCUGGUACACAGCAUUCGACAAAAGAAAGGAAGCUUAGCCCAGAAGCACUGGGCUGGACCAGCUAACAUGGUGAAAUGCAAGCCAUGCCCCACCAUGCAUGCCAGCCCUGUCUGCGGCUCCGAUGGACAUACAUACACCUCCAAGUGCAAGUUGGAGUUUCAUGCAUGUACUUCUGGCAAAACCAUCACAGCUCGGUGCGAAGGGCCCUGCCCGUGCCUCCCAGGGCCUGAUAGUCCAAAGCACAAGACAGAAAAGACAGCUUGCACGGACAAGGAAUUGAGGAGUCUCGCUUCGCGACUCAAAGACUGGUUCGGUGCUCUUCAUGAGGAUGCAAACCGUGUCAUCAAGCCAACGAGCUCGGAGACGGCACAAGGCAGAUUUGACACCAGCAUCCUUCCAAUUUGUAAGGAUUCCUUAGGCUGGAUGUUCAACAGGCUUGAUACGAACUACGACCUGUUGCUGGAUCCCUCAGAGAUCAGUGCCAUUUAUCUCGAUAAGUACGAGCCAUGCGUCAAACCUCUCUUCAACUCCUGUGACUCCUUCAAAGAUGGAAAGCUUUCCAACAAUGAGUGGUGUUACUGCUUCCAGAAGCCAGGUGGUCUUCCUUGCCAGAAUGAAAUGAAUAGAAUUCAAAAGCUCAGUAGAGGGAAAAGUCUGCUGGGUGCUUUCAUCCCACGGUGCAAUGAGGAAGGUUAUUACAAAGCCACUCAGUGCCACGGCAGCACAGGGCAGUGCUGGUGUGUUGAUAAGUAUGGCAAUGAGAUAGCUGGCUCGAGAAAGCAGGGGACGGUUAGUUGUGAAGAGGAGCAAGAAACCUCAGGGGAUUUUGGCAGCGGUGGAUCUGUUGUGUUGCUGGAUGAUCUGGAAGAGGAACCUGAAGCAACAAAAAAGGACAAAGAAGGGAAACUGAAGAUUCAUGUAAGAGCAGCUAAUGAAGAUGAUGAAGAUGAAGAUGAUGAUAAGGAUGAUGAAAUUGGUUAUAUAUGGUAGUGCCCAUUGUUCUGAGGACUCACGUUUUGCACAAUAUUGCAAUUCACAUCAUAUCUCUGCAAUUGUAUCUGAGAGUACCUGGCACAAAUAUUCCCUCCCUACCAAGUUUAAUUUUGUAUAGUCUAUUUCAUUUGGAAGACAGCUGCUUUUUUUUUUCCAGCAACGACUGUUUGGAAUCCAGCUUUUGUUCUGUUGGUUUGGGAGAUUUUCAUUCUAUCCGCAGGGGCAAUGAGUUUUGUUCCAAAAACAUUUCAUGUCUUAAUCCUCAGUUGCACAGCUUAUGACACAUAUCUCAUGAAAGAAGAAUCACAGAAGGGCUCAGCAAACCCGUACAAGGCUUAGAAGCCCAUCUGAUGUUAUCACAGACAAUUUGUAUCAUAAAUUGCUAUCUGGAUCAUAUCAGAAACAGUCCUUUUUCUUUCAUAGGAAAGGAAGAGGGGAAAGGCUGUGGGGUAGCCUCAUUGCAGCCUUUCGGGAAGGAAGCCUAUAAACAGGAGGGGAGUCAACUCUUUGAAAAGGCAGAUGACUGCAGGACAAGGGGGAAAUGGUUUAAAGUUGAAGGAGGUAAGAUUUACAUUGGAUAUCAGGGGGAAGUUCUUUACUAUGAGAGUGAUGAGGCACUGGAAGAGCUGCCCAGACAGGCUGUGGAUGCCCUGUUCCUGGAGGUCUUCGAGGCCAGGUUGGAUGGGGCCCUGGGUAGCCUAGUCUAGUAAAUGGGGAGGUUGGUGGCCCUGCCUGGCAGAGCAUUUUGAGAUUCAUGAUCCUUGAGGUCCCUUCCAACCCAGGCCAUUCUGUGAUUCUGGCUGACACACCACUAGGCUGCCUGGUAAGCAGUCCCUCACUGCAAGGCUGUACAGUUUGUGGAGCCACUCACCAUCAAAAGUAGUAAGCUGUCAUUUCUUUAAUUUAAAUAGUUAAUAUGUAUUUGGCCUGUUUUAAAAAGGAACUUGAUGUGGGAGUGCUUCAAAAGCAUAACUCCUGCUCAGUGUGACAGACUGCACACUCCUGACAGGCACGUACAAAAAGAAUAGUAUUAAAAUGCAAUCUAUGCUCCCCUCAGCAUCAGCCACGUAUUUAUAGCUCUACAGUUGUAUCACAGCACACUGGCAUUAAAUUAUUUGCUGUGUCCUUUCCUGUGGCAGUUCUCUGAUGCAGGAACGUACUGCGGUGACCUUUCAUUAGUUUUGCUGUUUUCAGGACCUCUAAGUGGGGAGAGCCAAGGAGAGCACUGUGCAUCCACACACAGACUGCCUGGUGGUGGGGUAGGCACUGUUGGCUUCGUUUGAAUUGUAGAAAAACUCUUAAAAACAAAUUUCCCUUCAGCCUACCACUCUGAGUGGUCUCACUCUCCACACUUACCUAUUUUUCUACAUUCCUGCAUCCCUUUGCAGUGGCUCUUCCAGCCACAUGCAUCACUGAGAGGGCACACAGUCCAUCCCUUCUGUCCACAGCUCACCAGGGCACAGCAAGUCCAACCAAGCCCUCAGAAGGAAUGCCAGGUCCAAGCUUAUGGCCUUCCUGGAUCUUGUACAAAAUCUGCAACUGCUCAAACAAAAGCUGUUAAAUAAGGUUUUGUAAAGCAAUGUGGGCAUCCCUCAGUUUACGUGAGCAGAGGUGCCAGCAGCAGCCAUUUCUCAUCCUCACUGAUCCUAUCCUAGCUACAAUGUUAUGUCUCACCAUUCCAAAUCUGCACUGGAAAAAUAAAUACAGUUUUAUUAUGGACUAGUUCAGUAGGCUGCAGCUAUCACAGUGUAAAGAAAAUAACAUCAAAUAAUGGGGCAGGGCCUUACCAGGAAGACAACAGGCAGAUCUCUGUGCUUUGAAUGGCAGCUCAGGCUGCAUUUUGCCUCAGAUAGCAUGAAGUUAUUUAACAAAGCCCUGCUGAAAUCCACCAGCGCUGUGCAAUGUUAGGGGGACCUGUGGUUUAUGUAUACAUACACGUGUAUAUUGAGACAAUAAAUCCAAGGUGUUUUAUUUCCUUAAAAUAAAAACAGCCAAGAAAUCUACCAAGAACCAACGCUUUGUCAGAUCAAACCCUUUUUCAUGCUUUGUAAAGGAUUUAAUUUGCUCGCAGCUUAAUUUAAUUCCUUUUUCUUUUUUUCUUCUUCCCAAAGCAGAACUUCCCAUCUGCAUCAAGUCAUUGACCUUUCAAACAUUUUCUCAUUGUGAAAAAUGGAAUCAGAGUUGCCCCAUUCUUUUAGAGACACAAACCAAUUUUUAAUCUCAUUUUCUUUUCAUAUUAGGGACUAUGAAAUACUGUUAGGUGUUGCUUUAUGGUUCAAGGUGUCCUUUUAACUACUGUGGUUAAAUCAAAAUCUCCUUGAGUUCAGAUUUCAGCACAGUUGGGUUUUUUGGGUCAUUACUGGCCUUUGCUGUGAACACAAAGAAUCCUUUUCUUUUCUUUGUCUUUUUUUUCCAGGCUGUUCCAUAGUAUUAUUUUAAACUAUUAGACUGUUUAUUUAAUAUUUAUUCUACAGUUUAUAUUGAAAAUGUAAAGUUUAUAUUUAAAACAACACUGUUUGUUAGUGAAUGCUUCUCCUUGCCUCUCCAGCCUAGUCUGUUAGUCUCAGUGUACAUUUCUGGCAUGGGAAUAUUUUGAUAUUAGAGGUUUUGUAGCAUUUUUCCCUUUGAGCAGCAAAUGACAUAGAUCUGAGGUCAUCACUCAAUACAGACCACCGGCUCGCCCAAGCUUAGCUUCCUACAUUUGUUGGCUUUUAUUGCGGUCCCUUCUGUAUGCCAUUCAGUUUCCUUUAAUACAUAGACUGCUUUGUACAGUUACUAUACAUCAAAAAGCCCUUUCUACAGUAGGUGGUUUUUGGUCUUUUUAUACUUUUCUCAAUGCUGUUGAUGUCCGUUACUGUUCAAUGUGUAGAUCUGUAAGAAGAGACCCAAAUAUUACGUGUUUCAGUUUGAUGUCCCUACUGUAGAUGGAUGUAGGCUAUCAUAGUAAGUAGAACCGCAUAGUAAAUUCUGAAUGCUUUUUCCAUAAGGAGUUAAGUGGAAUGUGAACAUUUUGCUAUCUUCCUUUGGUUAACUGUAAAUGCUUAACUGUAGUCUGGAAUAGUUGCAUUUUUGUCUGUCUCAAUAAAUUUUAAUUUGUCUGCGACUCGUGA
Molecule: messenger RNA, 4654 nt
Organism: Coturnix japonica (Japanese quail)
Lineage: Eukaryota; Metazoa; Chordata; Aves; Galliformes; Phasianidae
Source: RefSeq, a predicted model, not a curated record